ACAUGAACGCACCCAAAAACAAUUGGUCAAUGGCGGGCCGCGUUUGUUGACUUUUAUUUGUUGUUAUAAAGGAAAACGUAAAUUUUAUUCAAAAAUUCUAUUGCAUUAAUACAUAUUUCGUAUAAAAACAGUGCCUGUGUAAUUUUAACAAAGUUAAAUAAGACUGAAAGAUGAGUUUUAGCUUCGGUUCAGCUACUACGACGGCUGGAAGUACUUUCGGCACUACCACCCCUUCUACAGGGUUUGCAUUUGGUAGCGGAGAACCAGCUAAGCAAGGAUUAUUUGGAUCCGGAAGUACAGAAAACAAGCCAGCCUUCAAUUUCUCAAGUCCGUCUGGCGGAGGUUUUGCAUUUGGUGCUGCUAAAACUACUGCAGUAACAUCUUCUAUAUUUUCCACACCAACGACAAGUGCAGCUCCUGCAUUUGGUGCCAGUAAACCAGUGAACUUUGGAGGGUUCACGUCACCACCCAACCAAACUGUUGGCAGUCCUGGUUUCGGUCUUCAGACUGGAGGCGGCUCGCUUGUAGGAGGAACACAGCAACCAGCGCCGGCUUUCGGUACACCAACCACACAAGCUUCAACCGGUUUCGGCUCAUCCCCCAGCACCGGUUUCGGUUUCGGCCAGUCCCCACAGCCGUCCACCGGAUUUGGUGGACAACCAGCCACUACCGGUUUCGGUGCACAACCAGCCACCACCGGUUUCGGUACACAACCAACUAGUACCGGGUUUGGUAGCAGUCCUUCAACCGGGUUUGGUAGCAGUCCUUCAACUGGUUUUGGUGCUCAACCUGCUACAAGUGGUUUUGGGUUUUCUACACCAGCUACCGGGUUUUCGGCUCCUCAAGCUAAUCAGCAGCAACAACAGCAGCAACAGGCAACAACCACUGCAACAGCUCAGCCGACACAGUCGUUCCUAGGCGGAGGUACCACCAGUGGUUUCGGACAAAAUGCCUUGCGUUCCAAACCUGGGUCCGCUUUCAGUUUCGGCGGGGGCACCACUACUGCGCCUGCGUUGGGCGGUGCUAGUACUACCACAACCACACCAGGUGGUUUCGGCCAAAAACCAGCGACGCUCGGUUUCGGUACACUAGGAGCCGCGUCUUCUACACCUCAAACUGGUCUGACAGGUCAGGCCACUGGUCUAACUGGUCAGGCUACUGGUCUAACGGGUCAGACUACUGGUCUGACCGGACAGGCCACUGGUUUGACAGGUCAGACUGCAGGUCUGACUACAGCACCCAGUUUUGGUGCUGCCCAAACCGCCACUAGUACGCCGCAAGGAUUUGGCUCUUUUACUUCACCAACUCCCCUAAACUUUGGUGGAAACCAGCAAACCAGUCAACCAACAACCGGUCUCAGUUUCGCUCCACCAUCAACUGCGCAACCAACACUCGGUUUUGGUACACCAACAGCCACCCAAUCUGGACAAACUGGGCUCAGUUUUGGAGCUCCAACAACAACACAGACCGGACUUAGUUUUGGAACCCAACCAACCACUUCUGGAGUAGCUACUUCAGGAACGGACAAACCAUUAUUAUUGGGUCAAGCAUUACCAGCUGGGCAGUUCCCUAAAACAUCUGCACCAUUAAGCUUUGGUCCGGUAUCAACUGGUGCAGUGAGUGCCACUUCUACAGCACCUGUCUCAAGUGGACUUACAUCUUGGUCCACUCCGGUUGCAACUACCACAAGUCAGCCAGCAACCGGGCUUAGUUUUGGAACCAGUACUGCAGCUUCUAAGCUCAGUUUUGGAGCUGUUUCUACGUCCGCCCCAAAUGCAACAUACGGGGUCAGUGUCGCUGGGUCUGCAGCUCAAAUUGACUCUAGUUUUGGAAAACCUAUUACGUCGGUCGUAGGCUCUUCGGCAGCAUCGACCACCGCCCCUUCAGGUAUAAUAGCCCUUGGCAAGACUACAGCGACCACAGCAUUGGCGUCACUUAGUACUGCUACUACAACAACAGCAUCAGCCCCAGUUCCCCCUCAGACUAUAACAUCAAUUACCUUCGCGCAACUUGAAGAGAGUAUCAACAAAUGGACCCUCGAGUUAGAGGAACAAGAAAAUGUGUUUAUAAACCAGGCUACCCAGAUCAAUGCCUGGGAUAGACUGCUUAUUGCUAAUGGGGAGAAGAUAGUGGAACUUAACGAUGCAGUACAAUCAGUGAAGAACGAACAACAAAGCUUGGAGCACGAGUUAGACUUCGUACUAGCUCAGCAGAAGGAACUAGAAGAUUUGCUAGCGCCCAUGGAAAAACAGCUGUCGGAGGAAACUGUGGACAGGCUCAGAGACCCCGAGAGAGAGCAUAUGUAUUCGCUAGCUGAAAACUUGGACACUCAACUGAGACAGAUGUCGGAAGAUUUGAAAGAAGUUAUAGAACAUCUCAACGAAACCAAUAGGAGUCAAGACAGCAAUGAUCCUAUUGUUCAAAUUGGUCGUAUCUUGAACGCCCACAUGUCGUCAAUGCAAUGGAUAGACAACUCGAUUGCACAAAUAUCUACAAAACUCGACCAACUGAAAGCUACCCACGACACGCUGCGGAGAGACAACGAGCGAUCUUACCAACUCACUUAUAAUUGAAGUUUAUUUACAAUAUUUAAUGUUAUAUAGAAUUUUAGGGCCGUGUUAGAAAACAAUGGUCAAGCAUGUAACAGAUUUCAUAUAGACCAUAAUAUGUCAGACAUUAUUUUUGGUGCGAAAACUACGAAAAGAUUAUUUACGCCUCAGCAUUUUUCCCCUUUCAAAUUUAAAGAAUAUUUUAAAUCUAGGCGUAGCUGCGGCGGGACCCUAAUUUGUAUUAAAAGUAAAAUAAAAUCUAGCUUGAGAAUUGAGUCUAACAUGGGCCUUAGACUGUGCUAAAUGAUUCUGAUUCCAAUUAAUUGAACAGUCAUCACUUUCUGAAAAAUAAUAAUUAAAAAAUAAGUGGUGAAAACUAUCGAAAUAAAAAAUGUACAUAAUAAAAAUGAUUUUGCAUAACUAUAUCACAUUCAUUGAUAUUUGUUUUCAUGUUAAAUAUGUAAAAUACUUUCAGACUUAUGAACAAAACAGUUUGUAGUAUAUUUCUGUUGAUCUAGCUAAAAUAUUGUGAUUUGACAUAAUACAUACUGUGAAAAAUCUAGCCAAACAUAGUUUUCGCCAAACUCAAUGUCGGUUCGAGGGUAAAUUCUGAUACAUAAACAUGGUUUCUGCGCAGAAUCGCGCAAUAUUCCGAACCGCUAUAAAGUUUGACAAAAACUAUUCCUAAUAAACUUUUAUUUUUAUCUUACCCAAUUUUUGUUCUAAUUGCGACGGUUUUUUAUUAUAAUUUCUGUACCUACUUUGUUGAUUAUUGAAACCUGGACAAAUUGUUUGUUAAUUAUUGUAAUUCUUAUAAAACUGUAUUUCUGUGAAAUAAAAGUAAUGCGUUUA
Molecule: messenger RNA, 3401 nt
Organism: Helicoverpa armigera (cotton bollworm)
Lineage: Eukaryota; Metazoa; Arthropoda; Insecta; Lepidoptera; Noctuidae
Gene: Nup62
Exons: 14
Coding region: 171-2573 (800 amino acids)
Biological process (GO): RNA export from nucleus; protein import into nucleus
Cellular component (GO): nuclear pore; nuclear pore central transport channel
Molecular function (GO): structural constituent of nuclear pore; phospholipid binding
Source: RefSeq, a predicted model, not a curated record